AGACUUCCAAAAACCGAAACUUUAGGUUUUUUUCGCAAGUCUCUGUGCGCAGUGCAAACUCGUUCUUCUUCUGGCCGAGAAACUAAAACCCUAAGCUCGAUUUCGAUUCUGCAACUAUGAGUCGUUCAGGUCAGCCUCCGGAUCUCAAGAAGUACAUGGAUAAGAAACUCCAAAUCAAACUUAAUGCAAACCGGAUGGUUGUUGGAACUCUUCGUGGUUUCGACCAGUUCAUGAAUCUCGUUGUGGAUAACACCGUGGAGGUGAACGGUAAUGACAAAACAGACAUUGGGAUGGUGGUGAUUAGAGGAAACAGCAUUGUCACCGUUGAAGCUCUUGAACCAGUGGGUAGAUCUUCUUAGCUCCGGUUAUAUGCAUCAGUAAUCACCUCUUUUGUACUAAGGACUAGUUUUUAUGCUCUGUUUGAGAAACUGGGUGGUAGAUUCGCUGUUAUUAUGAACUGAUCCAGUAAGAAGUCUUCAUGAAUACUCUUUCUUGUACUAAAAGAUUGCGAUGAACCCCAAGGAAUGUGAUGGAUAGGCGAAUUUCUUUUUUA
This is a messenger RNA of Eutrema salsugineum, 553 nucleotides long. Its product is annotated as probable small nuclear ribonucleoprotein G. Gene Ontology annotation, molecular function: RNA binding. Bases 117 to 359 code for a protein of 80 amino acids. The record is from RefSeq and is a predicted model, not a curated record. NCBI's taxonomy places the organism in Eukaryota, Viridiplantae, Streptophyta, Magnoliopsida, Brassicales, Brassicaceae. Gene Ontology annotation, biological process: mRNA splicing, via spliceosome; spliceosomal snRNP assembly. Gene Ontology annotation, cellular component: spliceosomal tri-snRNP complex; U5 snRNP; U12-type spliceosomal complex. The transcript has 4 exons.